UGGUGCCUUUGCUCUUCCAGCGCACUGUGAGGUUUGGAAGUGGCCAUCCUUGAGAUGCAACCACAACAUUUUACUCGGAUCUCCUCAUGUCAAACAUGGAAGGAGAAGCUGCAGAAAACUCUUGAGGUUCUCUCUUCUCCCUCUUACUGCUCAACUUCAUCUUUCCUUCCUUCAUCCAAUGUUCUUCAUUCACCUUGGCAUCCUCUUUCACCCCCCUAUGCCUCUGGUUUCCGUCUAUCCCUCCAUGGCCUCCUGCAGUUCCUCUUGGUCCUCUGUGUCUCCCUGUGUUUGCUCCCUUACCCAGUUCAGGGAACUUCGUUUCGGAUUGGGGUGGUGGGGCCCUGGAGGUGUGACCCUCUAUUUGCUAAGGGUCUUCCCCAUGUGGCAGCACAGCUAGCAAUCAACCGUAUCAACAAGGACCCAGUGCUGUCCCACGCUGCCACCUUUGAGUACACUGUACUGCAGGAACCAUGUGAGACAUCAAAGGCAUUGGAAGCUUUUGUGGGUUUCCACACCAAGGCUGCAGGCUACGUUGGACCAGCCAACCCCGGCUACUGUGAUGCUGCUUCAAUGCUGAGCAAAGGUUGGAACAAAGCAUUGUUUCCUUGGAACUGUAUUGGCUAUGAGUUGGAUGAUGUUAGGAACCACCCAACCUUCGCCCGAUCUAUGCCAAGGUCAACAUGGGUGUUGGUCAGAGUCCUGAGGUUCUUCAGGUGGGCUCACGUUGGUGUCAUCUCUUCCUCAGAGGCCAUCUGGUUGGAGACGGCCACCAAGGUUGCUGACUCCCUGAGGAGCCAUGGUCUACCGGUAAGACUAGUCAGUAUUAUGGAGAAUACACCUCAUGCAAUCAGACGAACGCUGGCCAAAGUCCGGAAGAUGAGAGAAUUACGGGUGAUCAUCCUCUGUAUGCACUCUGCACUGAUCGGUGGUGAAGUCCAGAAACUCCUCUUAGAAACAGCCUAUGACAUGCAGAUGAUCGACGGCUCCCUGGUGUUUGUGACCUACGACACCCUGCUCUACAGUCUGCCCUACCACAACGUGACCUACCCAGCUCUAAAAAGCAACAGCAAACUUCUACGGGCCUACGACGCCGUGCUGACCAUCACCGUCGACUCGCCACAGGUGUCGUUCUAUGAGGCCUACAGAGAGGCCAUGGAGAGGGGGGAGGUGGCGAGGACGCUGAAACCACAGCAGGUUUCUCCUCUCUUCGGUACCAUUUACAGCUCAGUGCUGUUCAUGGCUCAUGCAGUGCAGCGGGUUCAGCAGUCCAGGGAGUGGAUGUCGGGGGGAAACCUGGCACGACACACCCGUAAUCUGGCCUUCCAGGGUUUCAGCUAUGCCAUCAGAACCAACAACUCUGGAGCGGCUCUGCUAGAUUACCUCAUACUGGACUCAGACGGAACCUCCUGGGAGUUGAAGCCAACAUACAAGAUUGACAAGGAAGCCCACACGGUGCACUUCCUAGGUCGAGAUAUCCACUUUCCUCGUGGAUACGGACCCAAAAAGGAUGCUUCCUGCUGGUUCACACCUGGAAUCAUCUGCUCAGGCGGCGUUGAUCUGUUCUCCACUAUCAGCAUGAUGCUCGGUGCGAUCACCGCCUCAUUUCUUUCAGUGGCACUGAUUUACGGCAUCAGGCGACGCAUCAAUCAGAUUCGAUUGGUCAGGGGUCCCAAUAAGAUCCUGCUGACUCUUGUGGAUGUCACAUUCAUAAACCCGUCACUUAGCAACAAGAAGCUGAGUGUGGAUGACAGCAGGACGAGCGGAAUGAAGAGCGUCUCAGAGUGCAGCGUCACCUCGCCGGCCUCAACCCAAACCCCCGCCACCUACGAGAACUCCAACGUCGUCAUUUACGAGGGAGACUGGGCGUGGCUCAAGAGGCUUCCUGAUGGGACAUUCAGCAGCAUCAACUCCAAAACCAGCGACGUUUUUGAGCUGAUGAAAGACAUGCGUCACGAGAACGUCAACACUUUCCUGGGUUUCUUCCAUGACUGUGGCGUGUUUGCCAUCGUGACGGAGUUCUGUUCCAGAGGCAGCUUGGAGGAUCUGCUGCUGAAUGAAGAUGUCAAACUCGACUGGAUGUUUAAGUCAUCUCUGCUGCUGGACCUGAUUAAGGGUAUGAAGUACCUUCACCACCGCGGAGUGUGCCACAGUCGCCUGAAGUCUCGUAACUGCGUUGUGGAUGGGCGCUUCGUCCUGAAGGUCACAGACUAUGGCUACAAUGAGGUUCUGGAGGCUCAGAGGUUCCCUUUCGAUGAGCUGUCUGCAGACGAGCUGCUGUGGACGGCUCCGGAGAUUCUGAGAAGUGGUCAGAUGGGGUACCACGGGACAUUAGCUGGCGACAUCUACAGCUUUGCCAUCAUCAUGCAGGAGGUAGUGAUCAGAGGACCUCCAUUCUGUAUGCUGGACAACUCUGCCACAGAGAUCCUGGAGAAGCUCUGUAAACCUCCUCCUUUGUGUCGUCCGGUGGUCAGUCCAGAUUACGCUCCACUUGAGUGCAUCCAGCUUAUGAAACAGUGCUGGAAUGAACAACCAGACAGGAGACCGAGCUUUGAUGAGAUCUUUGAUCAGUUUAAAAACAUCAACAAGGGGAAGAAGACCAACAUCAUAGACUCCAUGCUGCGGAUGCUGGAGCAGUACUCGUCUAAUCUGGAGGAGCUGAUCCGAGAGAGAACGGAGGAGCUGGAGAUCGAGAAACAGAAGACAGAGAAGCUCCUCACGCAGAUGUUACCCCCGUCCGUCGCCGAUGCGUUGAAAACACGCGGCACAGUCGAGCCAGAGCAUUUUGACAACGUGUCGCUCUAUUUCAGCGACAUUGUCGGUUUCACCACCAUCUCAGCUAACAGCGAGCCCAUCGAGGUGGUCGACCUGCUCAAUGACCUCUACACGCUCUUUGACGCCAUCAUAGGAAACCACGAUGUCUACAAGGUGGAGACCAUAGGUGAUGCAUACAUGGUGGCAUCAGGUGUUCCUGUUCCUAAUGGCAACCGGCACGCCGCAGAAAUAGCCAACAUGGCUCUGGACAUUCUGAGUGCUGUGGGAACCUUCAAAAUGAGACACAUGCCUGAUGUUCCUGUCAGGAUCCGAAUAGGACUACACACAGGUUCAUGUGUCGCUGGUGUGGUGGGUCUGACGAUGCCCCGUUACUGUUUAUUUGGAGACACGGUGAACACGGCCUCUCGUAUGGAGUCCAGUGGGUUACCCUACAGGAUCCAUGUUCACCAGAGCACAGUGAAGGUCCUACGAGAGUUAAAUCUAGGCUACAAGCUGGAACUAAGAGGCAGGACAGAAGUGAAGGGAAAAGGUAUAGAGGAGACCUUCUGGCUUGUGGGGAGAGAUGGAUUUACCAAACCUCUGCCUGUUCCUCCAGAACUCAAGUCUGGUGCCACCAUCAUCAUCUCAAGGAAACAGACGAGGAACCUAAAGCAGGUCUUUCACAAGGCGGUGAAGAAGAUCUCUCACGUCCGCGUCGUGACUCAGCUCUACUACACGCACGAGGACGAGGACAACGUCAUGAUGUCACAUCACUGACUGUGGACUAACUCUUCCAAACUUUUUGAAUGGCAUCAUCCAGUUGUUAAGAAUAACACAUACGGGUGUCAAGUGGCAUAUUAUCUUCACUUCACCAGCUUCACUGUUGCUCUGUGUGUGUGUGUGUGACGUGGUGAAGCUGCUGAGUCCUGCCCAUGCUGAACUUUACACUAAGAGGGGAUGACAAACUGCAGCCGCCCAGCCAA
Thalassophryne amazonica is the source of this 3734-nucleotide messenger RNA. It is a transcript of the gene gc2, whose product is annotated as guanylyl cyclase 2. Gene Ontology annotation, biological process: protein phosphorylation; intracellular signal transduction; cGMP biosynthetic process. The transcript has 24 exons. Gene Ontology annotation, molecular function: guanylate cyclase activity; protein kinase activity; peptide receptor activity. Bases 55 to 3528 code for a protein of 1157 amino acids. The record is from RefSeq and is a predicted model, not a curated record. NCBI's taxonomy places the organism in Eukaryota, Metazoa, Chordata, Actinopteri, Batrachoidiformes, Batrachoididae.